Molecule: messenger RNA, 1838 nt
Organism: Pyrus x bretschneideri (Chinese white pear)
Lineage: Eukaryota; Viridiplantae; Streptophyta; Magnoliopsida; Rosales; Rosaceae
Product: translation initiation factor IF-2-like
Exons: 4
Coding region: 78-1490 (470 amino acids)
Source: RefSeq, a predicted model, not a curated record
CAGUUCACCCGUCUGUAGUGCAGAAAGACUCUUAAACCCCAAAAAUCUCCCGAGCCUAAAACCCAUAAAUCGCAGAAAUGAGAGGGGGAACCGCCAUUGGAAUAGGCAGGAAGCUCACCAACCCAUCCAACCUCUUCAUCUCCAAAGUAACCCUAAUCCCCUUCUCCUACUUCCUCCAACAGCGGCGGCGGCCGAGGUCGUGGCCGCGGCGGCCCAUCUCCCCUCCGUCAGUUCGACUUCGUCGCCCCAAAUCACGUCCCGGUCAGCCUGAUUCUGACGAGCCCAAAUCUGACACUCCCGCGUCCGCUCCCGGAAUCGGCCAUGGGCGUGGCAGACCCUUGGCUUCGUCCCAACCACCGUCGUCCUUCUCUUCCUUCGUCUCUUCCGUCAAACCCAAUUCACCAGCCGGUCGUGGCCAGCCAGGUCAAGUGCAACCGGGCCCACAGGCACGUGAUCCGAUGGCCUCUGACACCGGCCCCAGCAAACCCGCUACACCCAUUUUCUUCAGAAGGGAUGAUGGGUCGGACCCGCCAUUGCCCGGUGGCGGGCGUGGGAAGCCAAUGAGUCAACCGGGCCCGGAGCUCCUAAUGAAGGAGGUGAACACGCUUUUUGUGGCCCCAAGGGGCAAAAUUGAGAAAGAGAACCGGUACAUUCAGGCCAGACCCGACCAGGAUCCGGCUCAGAAUAAAGCCGCGCCGAGAGGUCCCAAGUUGACCCGGGAAGAGGCGGUGGCGAAAGCACUUGGGAUACUGCAGAAGGAUGAUGCUGAGGGUGGUGGUAGUGGUGGUGGCGGCAGCGGAGGUGGUGGAAGAGGCAGAGGGAGAGGGAUGAGAGGAAGAGGCCGAGGCAGGGGAAGAGGAGAUUUUAGACGGAGUGACAGAGGCAAGGACGUGGAUGAAGGAAAAGGUUCGGGGCUUUAUCUUGGAGACAAUGCUGAUGGUGAGAAGCUGGCUAAGAAGCUUGGCCCUGAGAAUAUGAACAAAUUGGUUGAAGGGUUUGAGGAGGUGAGUAGUGAAGUGCUUCCUUCGCCGUUGGACGAAGCGUUUGUGGAUGCCAUGCAUACCAAUUAUAUGAUAGAAUGCGAGCCAGAGUUUCUGAUGGGGGACUUUAGUAAAAAUCCAGAUAUUGAUGAGAAGCCACAUAUCCCUCUUCGGGAUGCGCUUGAGAAGAUGAAGCCUUUCUUGAUGGCCUAUGAGGGUAUUAAAAGUCAUGAGGAGUGGGAGGAAGCGGUGGAAGAGGUGAUGGAAAGAGUUCCAUUGUUGAAGGAAAUUGUUGAUCACUACAGUGGACCAGAUAGGGUAACUGCAAAGAAACAACAAGAAGAGUUAGAAAGAGUUGCUAAAACUUUGCCUGCAACGGUUCCUGAAUCUGUAAAACGAUUCACUGAUCGUGCAGUACUCUCUCUCCAGAGUAACCCUGGCUGGGGAUUUGACAGGAAAUGCCAGUUCAUGGAUAAACUAGUGGAUAAGGUUUCCAAGCAUUACAAGUAACCUCAGAACUUUUAUUGUUUGACGCUUAAUGCUGAAAAUGGCCACCACCUAAUCUCAUACGGAAAAAGAAGUCGUAGAUUAUGCUUUGAUUUUUCGGUUCAAUUUUCUUUUCCUCAGAAUUUUGCGCUCAUAGGUCUUGUACUGAGCUUGUUUCGUUGUCAUUAGCAAAAGAAAAUGUUAAAAGUUGUGUUAAAUUGUCGUCUGCAACGGUCGCAGAAGAGUUGCACCAUUUUUUUUCUGUAAUAAUUUGCUCUCUAUGCAUCAUUGCACUUUUGCUGAAGCACAUAAAGCCUCCGUAGGGAGAGCGUGUCUUUCCUCUUGAUUGAAUGCGAACAGCAUAUUUCCUCA